AUGAUCCGAGCAUCCUUCGCCACCACCAUUGGCCUUAUCCACACACACACUCAUGGAGGAGCUCAAGCUCGUCCUCUACAAAGCAAUACCCGAGAGGUAAUCCAUUGCCCCGAAGCGUGGCUAAUCAAAAUCGUCUCUACUCUGUUCGUCUACAGGGUUCCGGAUUCCGAUCUCUGUUUCUGCUACCUGAGCAAGAAUCUGAACCCCUUCAUCGCAUUUGAGGUCGUGAAGAAACUCGACAAUCCUCACACAGGGUUUCGGUUUUGGGAGUUUAGUAGAUUCAAGCUCAACAUCCGCCAUUCUUUCUGGACUUAUAACCUUCUCACGAGAUCUCUUUGUAAAGCCGGGUUGCACGAUUUGGCCGGGAAGGUAUUCGAGUGCAUGAAGAGUGACGGCGUUUCUCCGAAUAGUCGACUGUUAGGGUUUUUGGUGUCUUCUUUCGCUGAAAAGGGUAAGCUUCAGUUCGCUACUGCUUUGCUUCUUCAGUCUUAUGAGGUUGAAGGAUGUUCUAUGGUGGUUAACAGUUUGCUGAACACGUUAGUGAGGUUGGACCGUGUUGAAGAUGCGAUGAAGCUAUUCAAUACGCAUCUGAAGUUUCAGUCUUGUAAUGAUACAUGGACGUUUAACAUUCUGAUUCGAGGUUUAUGUGGAAUAGGAAAAGCUGAUAAAGCGUUAGAGCUUUUGUGCGAGAUGAGUAGUUUUGGUUGUUCGCCUGAUAUCGUCACGUAUAACACUCUGAUCAAAGGGUUUUGCAAGAGUAAUGAGCUUAACAAAGCGUAUGAGAUGUUCAACGAGGCCAAGUCGAGAAGCGGGUGUUGCUCUCCGGAUGUUGUUACUUAUACCUCUAUGAUGUCAGGGUACUGUAAAGCCGGGAAGACGCGAGAAGCAUCUCUUCUGCUAGAUGAAAUGGUUGAUUUGGGAAUGUAUCCGACUAACGUAACGUUUAAUGUUCUCGUGGACGGUUAUGCGAAAGCUGGCGAGAUGCUUUCCGCGGAAGCCAUCCGCGAGAAGAUGGACUCUUUCGGCUGUUUUCCGGAUGUUGUGACCUUCACUUCGUUGAUCGAUGGAUACUGCAGAGUGGGACAAGUGAACAAAGGGUUUAGUCUUUGGGAAGAGAUGAAUGCUAAAGGAAUGUUCCCCAAUGCGUUUACUUAUUCGAUUCUUAUCAACGCGCUCUGUAAAGAGAAUCGGCUGCUCAAGGCUCGCGAGCUUUUGGCGCAGUUAGCUGUUAAGGACGUUGUUCCGAAACCGUUCUUGUACAACCCUGUGAUCGACGGGUUUUGUAAAGCCGGGAAGCUCAACGAGGCGAAUGUUAUCGUGGCUGAGAUGGAGAGGAAGAAAUGCAAACCGGAUAAGAUCACGUUUACGAUUCUUAUAAUUGGUCAUUGCAUGAAAGGAAGGAUGUGUGAAGCAAUCAGCAUUUUCCACAAAAUGGUGGCGAUAGGUUGUUCACCGGAUAAGAUUACAGUGAGUUCUUUGUUAUCUUGUCUUCUUAAGGCCGGAAUGGCUAAAGAGGCCUAUCAACUAAACCAGAUUGCAGUAAAAGGACAGAGUAAUGGUAUAGCAACUUUAGAUACAAAAGCGGGAAAUGUAACUGUUGCUGCCUGCUAG
Molecule: messenger RNA, 1611 nt
Organism: Thlaspi arvense
Lineage: Eukaryota; Viridiplantae; Streptophyta; Magnoliopsida; Brassicales; Brassicaceae
Source: the annotation of a GenBank genome assembly